AUGCAGAGUCAAGACGUGUUUGCAGGAGGAUUUGGCAAUCGUUUUGCUUCAAAAUUUGGAACCGACACUACUGGCUUCAGCCAUGGCGCGUAUAACUCGAACCAGACUCCCUACCGCGGCGGCUUUGGCGACCGGAAUCAACGCAAAGGCUCCAUGGCUCCCCUAGCCACUUCGGCCAAGGAGCAGUCACAAUACAAUCCCAACGAACACACCCCUGGCGGUGGUGCCGCUUUUGAUAUGAACUUCACUCCACUGUUGCCAUCUCAACUUUUGCUGGGCAGCCCCUUUCAGCCGGGUUCCCCAGGUGUAUUUUCAUCGCCGCAGUUUCCCAGCUUUAAUCGCUUUCCCCAGGGUACCAAUGCUCUGCACCAGCAGACCCAGCAAUACCAACAGAACCAGCAAGCCCACCUUGGCAGCCCGACUCAGAUGAAUGCUCAGCCUCUGUCGCCCCAGGCAUUCCAGUCCGUCCUGUCACCGGACACCUUCACCACCCACUCUCCGACAGGCUUCUCUGGCCUUGGCGGUGCUGCGUUUGGACAUUAUCAGCCAAUGCUGGGAAUGGGCCAGACAUGGAUGUCGAGCACUAGCCGCACCGUCUAUCUAGGAAACAUUCCCGCUGACACUACUGCUGAAGAACUUUUGGGUCAUGUUCGAAGUGGGCAGAUUGAGUCGGUGCGUAUGUUGCCAGAGAAGAACUGUGCCUUCAUUUCGUUUCUUGACAGCAGCUCGGCCACUCACUUCCACUCCGAUGCCAUCCUGAAAAAACUGUCCAUCAAGGGCCACGACAUCAAGGUUGGCUGGGGGAAGCCUUCUGCGGUACCUACCGCAGUGGUCGUUGCCGUCCAGCAAUCUGGAGCGUCACGGAAUGUCUAUCUGGGCAAUCUUCCCGAAGACAUAAGUGAGCAAGAGAUUCGAGAGGACCUGAGCAAGUUUGGGCCCAUCGACACGAUCAAGAUGGUUCGCGAAAAGAACAUUGGAUUUGUUCACUUUCUGUCCAUUGGCAACGCCAUCAAGGCUGUAGCACAGCUUCCUCAGGAUCCCAAGUGGGGUCCUCCGCGUCGUGUCUACUACGGCAAGGACAGAUGUGCAUAUGUCUCCAAGACGCAGCAACAAAAUGCUGCUCAAUACCUUGGUAUUGCGCCUGGCUACGCUCAUGUGCUGAACGGGGCCGACCGCGACUUGAUCUCGAACGCUCUCGCACAACAGUCUGUGGCUGCAGCUGCCGUUGCCACCACCGCUGGUGGAGUAAACAAUCUCGGAAACCGGACGGUGUACCUAGGAAACAUUCAUCCAGAGACGACCAUCGAAGAGAUUUGUAAUGUCGUCCGUGGAGGUCUCCUUCAUCACAUCCGCUACAUCCCUGAUAAGCAUAUCUGUUUCGUAACCUUCAUUGAUCCAACAUCUGCUGCAUCGUUCUAUGCAUUGAGCAACCUUCAGGGCCUCAUGAUCCACAACCGACGGCUCAAGGUGGGUUGGGGUAAGCACUCCGGUGCAUUGCCACCUGCCAUCGCUCUGGCCGUCAGUGGAGGGGCGUCGCGCAACGUAUACAUUGGUAAUCUGGAUGAGAGCUGGAGCGAAGAACGACUUAGACAAGACUUUUCGGAAUACGGUGAGAUUGAGCUGGUCAACACGCUUCGAGAAAAGAGCUGCGCCUUUGUCAACUUUACCAACAUUGCCAAUGCGAUCAAAGCCAUCGAAGCUAUGCGAGGACGAGAAGAGUACAAGAGGUUCAAAAUCAAUUUCGGCAAAGAUCGUUGCGGCAACCCCCCACGCCAGAACAUUGCUCAUGUCAACGGCAACCAAGCUCGAUAUCAAGGCAAUACAGAGGGAAACACCUCUCCAGGGGGUAUGAAUGGCUUUGAGAGUGCCGUCUCGCAGUCGGAGUCUAGCCCAACGAGGUCGACGAUGCCAGGCGCGCUGAAACCGAUGAAUGGUCAUUCUCAGCCCCAGCGCCAACAGACUCUCCCAGCGACCUCGUCUUCUUCCAUAUUGAAUGGCGGCAACAGCAAUCCACUCACCAUGUACUUGACGCAGAUCUCUCAGCAGCAGGCUCAAGCUGAGCAGGACAUGCGCGAAGAUGGUUUUUCAUUCGCUUCUUUGCGGCAACAGCAACAAAAUCAGGCUCUGGCCACGCCUCAAACCUCAUUGUACGGCGAGAUGCCCAAUGGUCACGGUGGCCUGGACAUAGCACCCCCGCCGUCCCAUGCUCCUCGCCAGAAUAGCAUCGGCGGUGGUUUCGGCACCAAUGCGCUCAACAAGGGCACGUCGACCACCAUCGGUGGCCUCCUCGCACCAACCAACACUGGACUCGGGGCCACCAGAAGCUCCCACUCUCGGGCUGUAUCACUUCCGGCGUUUUCGCAGGAGAUUUUUGGCCAACAGUCUACACAACAGGGCCCAUCAUCGUCCCGCGGGUUCGGCGGACAUGCACCUCAGGGCAGCUUUGGAGGAUUUGGGUCUGCAUUCGGCACCGGGUUUGGCACCAGUGGCUUCAAUGGGCUCGGCCUGACGAGCGACACCCGGUCUGCACUUUCAGGCUGGGCGGAGGAGGAGAUUGGAGCAAAAUAA
This is a messenger RNA of Exophiala spinifera, 2568 nucleotides long. RefSeq lists its product as uncharacterized. Gene Ontology annotation, cellular component: cytoplasmic stress granule. The coding region runs from base 1 to 2568 and encodes 855 amino acids. Lineage: Eukaryota; Fungi; Ascomycota; Eurotiomycetes; Chaetothyriales; Herpotrichiellaceae. The record is from RefSeq and is a predicted model, not a curated record. Gene Ontology annotation, molecular function: mRNA binding. Gene Ontology annotation, biological process: mRNA splicing, via spliceosome. The transcript has a single exon.